Messenger RNA from Toxorhynchites rutilus septentrionalis, 1358 nucleotides. RefSeq lists its product as uncharacterized. The transcript has 6 exons. The record is from RefSeq and is a predicted model, not a curated record. Lineage: Eukaryota; Metazoa; Arthropoda; Insecta; Diptera; Culicidae. The coding region runs from base 234 to 776 and encodes 180 amino acids. Gene Ontology annotation, biological process: septate junction assembly.
UUCAGUGCAUUGAGCGUGGUCUUCGGAAACGGUCGCAAUUCAAUCGUCGCGCUUCGGCUGUUUAGCUUCGUACGAACAUUUCAAUAUCGCGUGCAGAAAUCCAAUCACAGCGUCAACAUAUCAACACUUGUUUUGCUCGAUUCUCCGUGUAAUCAUUCCUACAGGCUUAAUCUUGAUCAGAAAAUCAGCAAAAUACUGAAUUGCUCAUUUAGAACAAUAAAUUGAGGUUCAUCAUGAAUAUAGAAAUUUCCCGUCUCACGAUGGCCAAUGCGGAUCAAAGUGGAGUUGAUCAAACGGACCAAAGCAUGCAGAAAAAUUACUUCAACAGCAGUGGUGCAUCGAGAUUUUUACCACCCGUUCUCAAGCUGUUGGAGCUGUUUGUCGCUAUUAUCUGCAUCGGACUCAUCGACGAUCCGGCGAACAACUCCCGGUUCCGGGUUUUCAUGAUGGCUCGCACAUCUGCCCUAGCCUAUUCAACAUUCGUGCCAUUUCUCAUCUUCUCGGUGAUAUAUCUUUUCGGGAAAAUUAUAAGAGAAAAUAUUCCAUGGAAGAUCCAAUCCCUGCUGAAUUUGACGGCGUUCAUCCUGUAUCUUGCGACGGCAGUUUGUAUCUUGAAUGAUUGGGCGGAUACGAAGAAUAGAAAUUAUUGGCCUCCCAAUACCCAAAGGAUGGACUUUCAGUGUGGCGCAGGAGCAGUUGCUAUCGUUGGCGUGCUGCUCUACCUCCUGGACCUGAUAAUAACAAUUCGCUUGGGCAUAAAUGGCGAUAUUGAAUAAUUGACUAAAUCCAAGGGCCGAUGGCCACAUAAAAACUACAACCAGACUUAUAUAAAAUUCCGUCCAAUUUCAAUCAGAUGACUAGAAAACGUACAUACGAACACAAUGGACCAAAAAGUAGCUUAAGGGAGAAAGUACUAUGUAAAUGUUUUAAAAUUGUUUUAAAUUAUUUCAUUGUUACGUCACAAACAGACAGUUGCUAAUUUUACAUCGAAUAAUGAAUUACAAUGAAUCACAGAUGCACUAGCGAUAAGAUGAUUUUGUCAUAUCUGGCAGGCCAUAUGAUUUAGGUUUAGAACGACUAUGUACAAAUCAGGAGCUUGAAAUUAACGUAUCAGAAAACCAAGUUAACAGAGAGAAAUGGAAUCAACGUAAAGUCGAUGUUAAUGUUCAGUUAUUUUUCACAGAAUAAAAUUAUUUUUCAAUCGCAACGGCAAUUGCCAUGUGCCACAUCAAUACAAUUUGAUUAAAAUAGUUAUAAGAAUAAAAUCGAGGAAUCCGAGCUCGAUAUGGUUUUAAAUAAAACAUAAUCAUGAUAGUUAUAUGCCACGAAGAGAAUAAAACUACAAAAUGUUAUACCUA